CUUUUGCUGUCGUGAUCGCAUUUUUCAAUUGCUGACGCGAUCAGCUCUGUGUUGCUUUGCUUGUUGACGAUGACGAUGAUGACGAUGAUGAUGAUGAACGCAGGGUGUGUGCUUCGGCGAGCCACGGCCACACCGAAGAUGAUGGCCAUGGCGCUCAACGCCUCCCGUUCUGCUGCACGCGGCUCUGUGUCUCAGGUGUGCCGCCGGGGCAUGGCUUACACUGCGCCGUUCCACGAAGACUGCAAGCCUCCAAGCUUCGUGCCAGAGGAGCUUGCCAAGCAGUAUCCCGUCUGGCACACCGAGGUGGUGCAAUGGGGCGACAUGGAUGCCUUCCAGCACGUGAACAACGUCGUGUACUUCCGGUACUUUGAGAACGCCCGCAUCAAGUUCCUGCACAAGCUCUGCGACUUUGCCAAGACCGACUUUGUUGGCACCCACGCAGUCGGCCCCAUCAUGGCGGACGCGUACACGCGGUUCAAGGCGCCCCUCACCUUCCCCGACACCCUCUCCCUCGGCAUCCGCGUCGAUGAAGUGGAACGCGAUGAGCUUCAGCUCGUCUACCAGCUGGUGAGCGAGAAGCUGAAAGGGACGGUGGCUGCUGAGGGCCGUGGGCGGCUGGUGAGCUUCGACUACCGCACGGGCGCCAAGGCUGACUUCCCACCGGCCAUGGUUGAAGCCAUGGUCUGGCUGCAACCGGAUGAGCCCUCCCUGCAGGCCCUCAUCAACAACAACCUGGAGUGAUCACACGCACACACACACAGUACCGUUGCGUGUGACUCGUGUGCCCAUCGUUACACUUGCGUGUGCUUGACUGCCUCCUGCACCCACACUCCCAAACACAAAGCUGCUCUUCUAUAACCGGUGCUUGCUGCAUGCACACUCCUGUUGUGGAAUGCGAGCGACUCAAACCAAACUAAAAACAAGCCUAAAAAACAAGCCAACCCUUAGUCAC
Messenger RNA from Salpingoeca rosetta, 952 nucleotides. RefSeq lists its product as uncharacterized. The transcript has 3 exons. Gene Ontology annotation, molecular function: fatty acyl-CoA hydrolase activity. Lineage: Eukaryota; Choanoflagellata; Craspedida; Salpingoecidae. Bases 70 to 741 code for a protein of 223 amino acids. The record is from RefSeq and is a predicted model, not a curated record.